UAAUGGAAAACAUACUUUGCAAAGAUAUUUGUUCAAAGGACGCUUCAACACCCGUGAUGACAUCCACAAACUCCGAAGUAUCUGCAAAACAUGGCAAGCAUCAGCACCUCUGUCUCUGGUCACAAUGAAUAGCAUCUUAUCUCAUUUUUUACCCAUCCAGUUCCCUGCUGAACCUGAAUUGCCGUCUACUCCCAGAGUUCUGAUGGCAAGUUCAGUUUUCCUGCUGCGAUCAGCCACCAAUCCUGAACUACCGCCAUACUUACUGUCAGUUGAAGAGUUUUCAUCUGGUAAACUCACCGUCAGAUUUCCUCUUUCUGAUAAGGUUAAUGAUAUUCUGCCUAGAGGUUUUCCAAAAGCAUUAGAUAUAUCUCAAUUUAUUGUAUCGGAAUUGGGUACAUUCGUUACAACGAAUUUAAUUGAUAGCGAAUCAUCAUUUAAGCGAACCAAGAAUGGGAGGCGUCCCACCAACAAUAAGGCUAUAUUGUUUGUGGAUCCUUAUUAUGAAACCCCCCUUUCGAUCAAUGAUUGUUCUGUUGUUGAAAUGUCAAAUUCAAUUGCUCUAUUUGUAACAAGACUUGGGAACAUGGAAACACACAAGGUUACAUUCAAGGGGAGGAAGAUCGAGGAUAUAGUUAGCUAUAAGGGUAGGAUCUAUGCUAUGGAUCGUACUGGUAAGAUCUGCUACAUUGAUUAUCACUCUUUGAAAACGAUAAGUGUUGCAGAAGACUCGGUGUGUGCCGGUGCAGGACCAGAGGGCAGGAAAUAUUUAGCUGCAGCAACUGAUGGACUGUUUUUAGUCUAUCGUUGGUGGAGGAAGAAUCGGCCAGGUUUUAAGAUCUUCAAGCUGAACGAAGAUGAAGAGAGGUGGGAUUAUCAUCAAGGUAUAGGUGAUGAUAGGAUCCUGUUUGUCAAUUGGAGUGGAUGUUUCUUUGCGUCGCCUAAGGAUUUCCCUGGAUGGAGAGGCAACAGCAUUGUAUUCCCUGGAGAUAGCUUUCGCCCGUAUUCUGGUCAGUCCCCUGAUCAGAAAAUCUUCAAGACACAGAACUAUGACCGUCGUCAUGAUGUUGCUGUUUAUCACUUCGACAGUGGUGAAUGUUUCCUUGCAUCAUCUAACCCGGUCUAUUUCAACAUUGUGAGGCCACUUCCAGCAUGGCUCUGGGCCGUUGCAGGAAAUGAAGCUGAGGGAGUUCCAUACUUCAUCAAGCAAGAAGUUGUUGAUGAGAAUGAGUUUGUUUAAGAAGGGUUCAAUUAUCAGAACUAUUUUUCUCAAUCCGACGAAUCAGCUCAAGCCGGGAACUGAGGAAGCAGGAUGACCUUGUUCGUUUUUUCAACUUAAUCCGCGCAGUGGUAAAAGUUACCAUCCUUUUACUAAUAGCGAUUAUGCGGACUUGUUAAAGUGUUUUCUAGAUUCUUGUAGACUUUGAAGCUGCUUCAUAAGUUUAAGUUUACUGCUUAAAACUUAGCCUUUGGAUGAGAAAAUUUAUGUGUUUGGUUUACAACUUAUAUGAAUUGUUGGAGUUUUUUUUUUAAUGAUGGAUGAUUCAAUUUGACAUUUCUUUGGUAGCAUUUUGAUUUGGGCUGCAUUAGAUCAUCAAGUAUAUCAUUUUCACAUUGGUAU
This is a messenger RNA of Chenopodium quinoa (quinoa), 1618 nucleotides long. RefSeq lists its product as uncharacterized. The transcript is spliced from 4 exons. Lineage: Eukaryota; Viridiplantae; Streptophyta; Magnoliopsida; Caryophyllales; Amaranthaceae. The coding region runs from base 125 to 1237 and encodes 370 amino acids. The record is from RefSeq and is a predicted model, not a curated record.